This is a messenger RNA of Amphiprion ocellaris (clown anemonefish), 2406 nucleotides long. RefSeq lists its product as uncharacterized. The record is from RefSeq and is a predicted model, not a curated record. Bases 1 to 2406 code for a protein of 801 amino acids. Lineage: Eukaryota; Metazoa; Chordata; Actinopteri; Pomacentridae. The transcript has 2 exons.
AUGACUACACACACUCACUCAAGAAGAGAAAAACAAACAAAUGUGGCUCCACUGGUAGGACAAAAACACAUAAUCCACUGCUACAUUCAAGGUGAGAGGGUUCAAGCUUUGUGGGACUCUGGUUCUCAAGUGACAAUAAUUGAUGAACAGUGGAAAUAUGAACAUUUACAGGACACAAGACUGAGAGACAUUUCUGAAAUUUUGGAGAGUGCAGAGACACUAGACAUAGUGGCAGCAAAUGGUGAAAACAUGCCAUAUGCAGGUUGGGUGGAGGUUACUUUCAGAUUGGCCCCAGAAGAAGCACCCACCACCGAAGUUAUUGUUCCAACACUUGUCAUGAAGGGAAACAAGUUGUUUUGUCCCAUUAUUGGCUCAAAUGUUAUUGAUCUCAUCAUAGACAGUGAAGCAGGACACUCCAAUCCAACUGAGAGAGAACGCCUCAGUCACACAGUGAGAGCAGCAUUCCCUGACCUCAAACCAAGUCAAGCACAAGCCUUCGUUGAACAAGUAAGAGUUGAACAAAAUAGAGAGUAUGUUGUGAAGACAAAAAAAGAAAUAAUCAACGUACCCAAACACACAUCUGUAAAAGUCGAGUGCUUUAUUAAUAUGUCUUCACCACCUGAAGAUUUGACUCUCAUCUUUGAGCCAGAUGUGAAUCCCCGUUGGACUGAAGGGCUUCAAUUCUGUGACACUCUUGUAACAGUGGCAAAAGAUAAUAAGCCAUUAAUUACUGUCAGUGUGCAGAACCCCACAGAUCAUGACAUUGUAUUGGCAGGAAAAACUGUGGUCGGAACUGUCCAGCAGAUUCAGGCAGUUUAUCCAGCAUCUAUUUUAGAGGGUUGCCACUCACCUCCUCCCGCCUCAAUGAAUCAUAUCAGAGUUGAUAACAACCAAGCCCCUGACGAUGUAUGGGACCCACCUGUGAAUCUGAGCCACCUCAAUGAACCAGAAAAGAAAGUAGCUCAGCAAAUGUUGAGAGAAGAGUCAGCUUCCUUCUCAAAAACAGACAAUGAUAUUGGCUGCAUUGAGAAACUCCAACUCAGCAUAACUCUAAAAGACACUGAACCUGUUGCAAAAACUUACCUUUCUGUGCCCAGACCUCUAUAUAGGGAGAUGAAAGACUACCUGCAUGAUCUCAUCGCACAAGGCUGGGUGAAAAAGUCCAAUUCACCGUAUGCGUCACCAGUCGUCUGUGUUCGUAAAAAGGACGGAACCCUGAGACUGUGCAUCGACUUCCGUGAGGUGAACAAAAGGACUCUGCCAGAUCGUCAGCCUAUUCCCAGAGUGCAGGACAUCAUGGAUGGCCUUGGAGGAAACUCCUGGUUCUCGCUCUUGGAUCAAGGUAAGGCCUAUCAUCAGGGUUUCAUGGCAAAAGACAGCAGGCCCAUGACAGCUUUUGUGACACCAUGGGGUCUGUAUGAGUGGAUAAGAAUUCCAUUUGGCCUCAUGAAUGCGCCAGCUGCAUUUCAGAGAUGCAUGGAGGAAUGUCUGGAAGGUCUGCGAGAUGAGAUCUGUAUACCAUACCUGGAUGACACCCUUGUUUUCAGCAAAUCGUUUGAGGACCAUGUUGGGGACGUAAGAACAGUUUUGCAGAGAUUGAGACAGUAUGGGAUCAAACUAAAGCCAAGUAAGUGUGAAAUGUUUAAGUGUGAAGUUCGUUACCUUGGACGAAUUGUAUCAGCAGAGGGCAGUAAAAUGGAUCCUGCUGAUACUGUUGCUGUCAGAGCUUUAAAGGAGAAGAAGCCAAAGACUGUAGGGGAGCUGAGAACAGUUAUGGGCCUCCUGAGCUACUACCGACAGUAUAUUAAAAAUUUCUCUCGCAUUGCUGGACCUUUGUAUGCUCUGCUUGAAGGGGGACCUGAAUCGAGUGAACAGCAGGGGAAGAACACAAAGACAUGGAGAGCAAAAGCCAAGCUCAACGCCACAAGCUGCAGAUGGGUUGCUGAACUUGCAGAUUUCCACCUGACCAUCAGAUAUCGCCCCGGCAAAGAAAACUGUGAUGCAGAUGCACUUUCAAGGAUGCCUUGUAACAUAGAAGCUGUGAUUGAACAAUGCACAGAAGAAAUGUCUUCAACCGCAAUACAAGCCACUGUCCAGGCAGUAGAAGUUACAGAUUCAGUGUGGUCUGUGAUGGCUGUGGAAUGUGAAGUCACAGAUGAGAGCUCAUCAACUUCUUUGUCAAGGGAAGCUAUAUCUCAGGCUCAAAAAGAAGAUCCAAAUAUUGGCCCUGUUAUAUGCUGUAAACAGUCUGACAAAAGACCCAUUGGAGCAGAGCUUAAGUCAUUCAGUGUCCAGAGUAAGCGUCUCCUGCGGGAUUGGGACAAGCUCAGCUUAGAUGAGGAUGGAAUAUUACAUCGGAAAACGUCACCAGGAAACAGCUUGUGUUACCAGAAAAGUACAAAAUGA